Molecule: messenger RNA, 1164 nt
Organism: Cottoperca gobio
Lineage: Eukaryota; Metazoa; Chordata; Actinopteri; Perciformes; Bovichtidae
Gene: olah
Product: oleoyl-ACP hydrolase
Exons: 7
Coding region: 236-1024 (262 amino acids)
Biological process (GO): lipid biosynthetic process
Source: RefSeq, a predicted model, not a curated record
UGUUGGUCUCUAUCGUAGCCUAUCGAUGUAUGUAUUAUAACAACUUUUUAAUUACAAAAUAGGUCAUGAACAGAUAAAUGCCACAGUUCCCUACUGGUAAUUCUUCUGGACAUACACACUCCAUGCUGUAGAUGUCUCCAGAAUCAGCUCCACACAGAAACCAUCGAAGAAAAAAUAACCAGGAAAUGUUACACUUCAGCAUGAGGAAUUACCACUGUUUUCCUGAGAGAAGUUGAUGGAGCUGCCAGAAACAAACAGAAUGGAAACUGUGAUCAACUGUUUCAAGAAGAGCCCAGAUGCUGUGGCCAGGCUCAUAUGUUUCCCCUGGGCAGGUGGAGGGUCCAUACACUAUGCACGCUGGGGAAAAGUUCUCAACAGCUCCACAGAAGUGUUUGCUGUCAAACUUCCAGGCAGAGAGAGUCGAACCAAAGAGCCUUUCUUUCAGAACAUGCAGCAGAUUGUGGACGAGGUUAUUGGUGUGUUGUUACCGGUGCUGAAAGAGAAGCCGUUUGCUCUGUUUGGACACAGUUUUGGUGCCUUCACCAGUUUCGCUGUAGCAGAUGCUUUGAAGAGACUGCACAACCUCGAACCAGUUCACAUCUUCCUGUCUGGCGCCUCUGCACCUUAUUCAGAGACGCGUAUCAAAGCUCCAAAGAGAAGCGACUUAUCUGAUGAGGAUUUUCUCAAGUGGUUGAUUUCGAUUGGAGGAACUCCUCCUGAGCUGCUGGCAAACCCUGAGGUGCUGAAGCUCUUCCUUCCUGCCCUGAAGGCCGACCUGCACGUUGUGGAGAACUACAGGUGUAACAAGCCAGACAGUCCGUUGCUCUCCUGCUCAGUCACGUGUUUUGAUGGAAAGGAGGACAUUCCUCAUGACCUACAAGCUUGGAAAAGCAUCACAUCAGGAGAUUUCACCGUCAGGAUGUUCGAUGGAUCUCAUUUUUACCUGAAGGAUUCUGGGAAUGAAAAGAUAAUAUUAGACUACGUCACAAAGCAGGUGGAAACAUCAGAAAUGGACUAUGUAUAAUGAAAUCACUGUAUAAUUUAUCUAAUGACUGUUUGUUUUUUACUAAUUCAUUGUAAUGAAAAUUAAUUCUGAAAUCUAGUAUUGUGUCACAAAUGUAAUUUAACUGUCUGCUGGAUAUUAAAGUCAUUCAUACAACUUGA